Messenger RNA from Triticum turgidum subsp. durum (durum wheat), 729 nucleotides. The record is from the annotation of a GenBank genome assembly. Lineage: Eukaryota; Viridiplantae; Streptophyta; Magnoliopsida; Poales; Poaceae.
AUGUCGGCGGCGGCGGCAACAGGGCCGGUGGUGGACGCGGAGUACGUGGCCGAGAUCGGGAGGGCGCGCCGGGACCUCCGCGCGCUCAUCGCCAGCAAGAGCUGCGCCCCCAUCAUGCUCCGCCUCGCAUGGCAUGACGCCGGCACCUACGACAAGAACACCAUCACCGGUGGACCAACCAUAGAUUUCGUUCCUGGCAGGAGGGAUUCUUCAGUUGCCAUUGAGGAAGGACGCUUGCCAGAUGCUAAGCAAGGUGCUUCACACCUCAGGGAAGUUUUCUACCGAAUGGGCUUGACCGACAAGGACAUAGUAGCACUCUCGGGUGGCCAUACUCUGGGGAAAGCUCGUCCGGAUAGAUCGGGAUUUGACGGCGCUUGGACAAAAGAUCCUCUCAAGUUCGACAACUCCUACUUCAUUGAGCUUCUGAAAGGGGACUCUAAUGGGCUACUGAAGCUGCCUACAGACAAGGUUCUCGUGGAGGACGCCGAUUUUCGUCGCUUCGUUGAAUUAUACGCAAAGGAUGAGGAUGCCUUCUUCAGGGACUAUGCCGAGUCGCACAAGAAGCUUUCCGAGCUCGGGUUCACGCCUUCUCGCGCUACUCUACUGGCGUGGGGGUGCAGAGACAAAGCCAAGAGGGCUGUCACGAGAACUACCACUGUCUUUGCGGUUGCGGUUGCCGUCAUCGCCUGCGCUUACAUCUGUGAAUCCAAGAGGAGGCUCAGUGGUUAG